AUGACCAGCACCAAGCAGGACUUCAUCGAGGAAGUGCGCCGGGCUGGCCGUGAGCGAGGGGACUCCGUUCCCAUCUACAAUGAGCAUGCGUGCAAAUACAAUGAGAUGUACAACGGAGUCCGGUGGCAGGGCCCAGCACAUGUGGCUUUCUCGGCAGCCUCCCUCCUCAAAGACUUCCCGGAAGUUCUGUCCCAUGUCCUAGAUUUCGGCUGUGGCACAGGCCUCACGGGAUUGCAGCUGCGGGCACGUGGCAUCAGCAAGGUCCAUGGUCUGGAUCCCUCUACUGGUAUGCGGGCCAUGAUUCCAGAGGGCACGUACGUCCACAUGUACCAGGACGUGGCAGACUUGUCCUCCUUGUCCUCCAGAUUUGCGAUGAUUGUGUCCACGGCUGUUGUCGCCAAGCUGGCACUGUCACACUUGGAGCCCCGCGGGCACAUGGUCUUCACGUUGAAGGUGUCGUAUUUCAACAGCCCUGAGUUCUUUGAAAUGUUUGAGACCUUGAGGAUGAGUGGCUUCGCCGUUCAGAGGAGCGCGGGCAUCCUCUUGCACACGGACGACCCGCGGAACGAGCACACGAUCGUGACCAUCAGCGAUCAAACCGAGCCUCGGCCCACCAUCAUGUUGUGGUCGACCCCAAGAUCCAUGUCCACAGCCCUGAAAAGAUGUGUGCAGGAUCACCCUCAGGUAGGCACCGUGAUGCAUGACAUCAUGUCAGGGCCCGAGUUUGGGCUUACAGAUCCCGAGAUCCAGGGGACGCACUUUGAUGGGAAGACUGCAGCGACCAAUGAGCAGGAGCACCUUGAGUGGGUCAUACCAUCCGUGUACGCGCGACUCGAUGAAAGCGUUCAGCUGGCGAAGUACCAGCUUUGCUACGACUCCCUGGCCAGCAUCAUUGAAGCGGUCGGUGGACCGAAACCAAUCGUUGUACAGGCUGCAGGCUUGAGGAGCUCCCCGACAAAGGUCAGGACCUUCCUCAGCAACCUCACUGGUCUCAACGUCACUGAGCUCAGCUUGACCUGGCCCCAUGACUCUCCGCUUUGGUAUCGGAUGGGAGGCGGCGGGAACAAGUCGGCGCGAGUUGGAACCGAUGGCUUCCGCAACUAUCGACACCGUUCGUGA
Symbiodinium sp. CCMP2592 is the source of this 1119-nucleotide messenger RNA. NCBI's taxonomy places the organism in Eukaryota, Dinophyceae, Suessiales, Symbiodiniaceae. The record is from the annotation of a GenBank genome assembly.